Molecule: messenger RNA, 714 nt
Organism: Triticum turgidum subsp. durum (durum wheat)
Lineage: Eukaryota; Viridiplantae; Streptophyta; Magnoliopsida; Poales; Poaceae
Source: the annotation of a GenBank genome assembly
AUGACCACCGCCGCGGUCAUCAUCCUGCUCGCAUCGCUCCUCCCGGCGCUAGCCGCCGGAACAGAUAGCCGCUCGCCCGCCGCUGACUACGGCUUGGCCCUCACGCCCAGUGACAAGUGCGGCAUCGUCCUGCCCGUAGCCGUGGGCACGUACGACAUGGGCACGUACGCUCCGGGCAGCGCGUACGAGACCAACCUGCGCCAUCUCGUCGCCACCAUUCCCACCAAGGCGAAUGCGGAAUCCAGCGGCUACUCUUAUUACAGCGAAUCCUGCAGCGACUCUUAUUCCGGGGAAUCCCGCAAUUGCUAUUACGGCAACAUCGCCGGCGAUAGCCCCAACCGGAUUGUGGCCUCCGCCGACUGCUCAGGGCACCCGGACGCCAGGUCGCCGGACUGCGGCGCUUGCAUCGCGCUGGCCUUCCAGGAGGCGCAGAGGCUGUGCCCGUUCCAGAGGAUGGCUGAGGCCGCGGUUGGCGACGGCGCGUGCAACUGCAGCGCACACUUCCACGACUACGACAUCAUGGAGCAGUUCCAACACGGCGACCGCAGUAGUGAUCCUCGGUGGAACACAUCGGACCAGGUUGUCGUGGGUGUUGUUGCGGAAAAUGAGGAGAACAUCACGAGACUGAAAUGGGCAUGCCGUACCUUGGAGACAACAAUCAUGGAGAUCUUAGCAAACCUUGGGUGGAUGUCUAAUAGAAGAAUUUGUGCCUAG